CGCGGGAGGGCGUGGUGGUUGCUCGCAGCUCUGUGCCGUUGCCGUUGCUCUUCUUGGAACUGCUGUCAUCUGCCUGUCGCUGCUGCUUCUUCGAAUUAUUAAGUGAAAGGCGAAGUGAGGCGUGUGCUUUGACUUGGUAGCGAAAGGGAGGUAGAAGAAGAGAAGCCGCGGGUGCUGCUGUUCUCGCCGCCGUCUUCUCGGACUUUAGCUAUGAGUUCAGACAAAAAGAGGCCGCCGCCGCGGUUUUCUUCACGCAAUAGCCGAACGCCUCGUCCACAGCCGCGGAGGGGACUCCUGACUGAGAUUCAGACUUCCCUUCUCACCGAGUCCUUUGAGGCCCGCUAUACCAUCAGCCCCGGCCGUGAACUCGGCAGGGGGAAAUUUGCAGUAGUAAAGAAAUGUAUAAACAAACAGACUGAAAAAGAGUUUGCAGCAAAAUUCAUGAGGAAAAGAAGAAAAGGCCAAGACUGUCGAAUGGAAAUAAUUCAUGAGAUUGCAGUCCUGGAACUGGCACAAUCUAAUCAAUGGGUUAUUAACUUGCAUGAAGUAUUUGAGACACCAACAGAAAUUAUUUUGGUUUUGGAAUAUGCUGCUGGUGGAGAAAUCUUUGACCAGUGUAUAGCUGAAAGAGAAGAUGCCUUCAAAGAAAAAGAUGUUAAGCAUCUCAUGAGGCAGAUUUUACAAGGAGUUUCCUUUUUACAUCAAAACAAUGUAGUUCAUCUUGACUUGAAGCCGCAAAACAUUUUGCUAUCUUGUGAAUCACCAUUGGGAGAAAUUCGGAUAGUUGAUUUUGGACUUUCCAGAGUACUGAAAACUAAUGAAGAACUAAGAGAAAUUAUGGGAACACCUGAAUAUGUUGCUCCAGAAAUUCUAAGCUAUGAUCCAAUCAGUACUGCAACAGAUAUGUGGAGCAUUGGAGUAUUAACAUAUGUCAUGCUAACAGGAGUAUCACCUUUUUUGGGGAAUGAUAAACAAGAAACAUUCUUAAAUAUAUCUCAGAUACAUGUAAAUUACUCUGAAGAUUUUGAUUUUGUAUCUGAAUCUGCAGUGGAUUUCAUCAAAUCUCUUUUGAUUAAAAAACCUGAGAAACGGGCAACUGCAGAAGAAUGUUUGCUGCAUUCUUGGCUGGCUCAAACUGAUAUUCCUGAUAUAAACUGUAUUAAAAACACAGAAGAUGAAUCAAAUGUUGUUACUGUAAAUGAAGUCUAUACAUCUGAAAAUUCUACAAUUGGAGAAAAAACAGAAGAACCAGUAGUAAAGAGAGUUAUUUUAAUGGCGUCCUAUACACUGGGUCAAUGCAGGCAAUCAAAAAAAAGAUAAAAUGUUACACACAAAACUAUUUCAAAACUAUUUAAAUUUAAGGAACCAUUUCUCCAUGAAAUACCUGGAGUUUACUGAAAAUACUGAAUACCUGCAAUUGCCUGAAUUAUAGCUUGUUUUUGCUUUGAGCCUUAACUUGUAAGAUUGUCUCUUUUUCUUAGAUCAGUUAUGUACAGCAAAUAAAAUUCAUAUAAAAAUAUUCUUGUAGAGGAAAAUGUUAAAAAUCAUCUGCCAAAUACCUUAAUUUCUAUGGAAUUGAUAUUAUUGGA
Messenger RNA from Thamnophis elegans (Western terrestrial garter snake), 1589 nucleotides. It is a transcript of the gene STK17A, whose product is annotated as serine/threonine kinase 17a. Gene Ontology annotation, biological process: protein phosphorylation; positive regulation of apoptotic process; intracellular signal transduction. Gene Ontology annotation, molecular function: protein serine/threonine kinase activity; ATP binding. NCBI's taxonomy places the organism in Eukaryota, Metazoa, Chordata, Lepidosauria, Squamata, Natricidae. The record is from RefSeq and is a predicted model, not a curated record. Gene Ontology annotation, cellular component: nucleus.